Molecule: messenger RNA, 5772 nt
Organism: Trichoderma citrinoviride
Lineage: Eukaryota; Fungi; Ascomycota; Sordariomycetes; Hypocreales; Hypocreaceae
Exons: 5
Coding region: 1-5772 (1923 amino acids)
Cellular component (GO): cytoplasm
Molecular function (GO): protein binding
Source: RefSeq, a predicted model, not a curated record
AUGUUCAAUCUGGAACUCAUAUGGCUGUCCCGCGCAACCCCCCACGUCGAUCUCGUCUUCGUUCAUGGCUAUGGCGGCAAUUCUGAAACCACAUGGCAUGACGAGUCCACGGGCAAGAUCUGGAUCAAAGACGAAGAGUUCAUCACCCGCAUCAAGAGGCCUAUCCGCAUCUUCUCCUUCAGCUACAAUGGCGACGUAGACGCAAACCUGUCGUCAUCCAGCCCGGCAUUUCACGCAAACGAUCUGCUCUGCUGCCUGGAGCAAGCUCUCCGAAAAUCUCCUGGGAGACCGUUGAUAUUCAUUGCUCACGGCUUUGGAGGCAUCAUCGUCAAGAAGGCGAUCCAGUUGUGCUUCGUGACACCAUCAUAUCCGCGGACCAAGAAUGCACUGGCCGGUAUCGUCUUCUUUGGCACCCCACACGCCGACACAGAUUCUGAGGCACUGCUGCAAUCCGUCAGAGGAACAGUCGAUGCCUUUGGUUCAGAAGAUGGAGUCACGACUCAAGAUAUUCGGGAAUUUGUCUCCAUAGUCAGCCGCAUCAACGCUGCCUUCAUCACCUGCAAACCUAGCUAUUUGAGGCUUCUCUCCUUUUGGGAAAGACUCCCUUCAGAGGCCAGUAUUCUGGGUGUCAUCCCUCUUCAAUGCCAGAAAGAAGAGCUUCAGGGUAAUACGGACCACAUCAUAGACUGCAGCCACGAGGAGCUGCCGCGGUUUUCGAGCAUCUUUAGCGAGAGGUUCAUGCAGUUCAUGCAGAUAUUCUCUCAAUUUCUGGUCGAUACGCUGUCGGAACGCGCUGUGGCAACUGUUUCGCCGCCCAUCAGCCGUACACCAUCACUGGGUCUGGAACGCCCUCUCCCGAUCGAAGACAUUCCCAGCAUCAAGAGGCAUGAUUUUCCAAUCAUCAAGCCUCGGCGAAGGGUGUGGAGGAUCGACAACGAUUUACAAAGCCGGGAACGCAAGAGCAAAGACAAUGAAGAUGUCACUGCCAGAGAAAACUUCCUUCGCUCACUGAGUGGCUGGUCAGAGGCCAAUUACGGAAAUGAUGUCUAUGUUACUGCCGGAACGUGCGAAUGGUUCAAGGAUGGCGCCAUCUACAAGAACUGGCUUACCGACCCAAAAUGCGGUACCAUCUUUUAUCUAGGAGCGCCCGCACACGGAAAAUCACACCUCGCCCGUGCCGUCUAUACUCAUCUCAAGUCAUCCAAGCCAGACGACAUCGUCAUAGGCUACUUUUGCCAAAAGGGAGAAGAGAAACCCGCAACCUGGGAAUACUUUACUUGGCAGCUGAUAAAGGAGUGGCCGGACUGGUUCCUUCACAUUCCCAUUCAAUUUCGCCGCGGUGUGGGUGAAUCUACUCCUCCUCUACUGGAUUCUUCUGCGUUUGCCGAAAUAUGGACCUCUUUCCGGAAAGUCUGCUCGCCUCGGACAAUAUACCUCAUCGUGGAUGGGCUGGAGCAAACGCCUUCGGCCAACUUCACGGAUUUCUUUGCCCUGGUGGAGCAACUGAGGCAACCCAUCGCCUUGGGGCCGGAGAAACAGUCUAGCAAUCUGGUCGAAAUACCGACCAAACUGAAGCUGGUCAUCACGAGUCGCUGGACGGACGCCACCUUCACAGCCUCAAGCACAACCUCAUGCUGCUCUCUACCAGAGGAAGACCUCAAGAAAGACGUCGCAUUGUACUUGGACAAGAAGUUCUUGGCUAUAUCGAACGCGAGGCCAGAGUCAGAGCACGACCUGAUAGAAAAGAUCAAAGAGCGAAUCGAUCAGAAGGCAGCAGGUUAUUGGCUCUACGCCAAACUCGCGGUCGACGAAAUCGAAGGUCUGUGUGGCCAAAACUCCAUCCAUGAGCUUCAAAAAGACUACAUUCCAACCAAACUGGCACGGCUGUACGAGGCGAAGAUGCUGCCGUUACUGCAAUCUGCCAACAACAGCGAAAGACACCUGCGUACCGUCCUAACACUGAUUGCUUCCGAAGACGUCGGCCUUGCUUUUUCUAUCAAACAGCUCGAGGACUUUCUCGUGUGCUUGUAUGGUCCGGACGAUAUGCCCGCUGGUGGCCUUGCCAAAUCUAUACAAUCAUAUUGCGGAGACCUGUUCUGGGUCAGCCCAACGGACUCGCUCGUGUUUUCCGUCCACACUUCUGUCCGCGGCCAUCUAAACGGGUACCUUUCACCGGAGCAUAGGCGGACCAACGUUGCCUUCGUCUGCCUUACAUAUCUCCUUGAGGAUCGCUUUUGCAGCCGCUUGCCUCUGACUGAUAGAGAGAGCACAGGGGAGAGGAUGGCCAACACGGCGCCCUUUUAUGGCUUCGCGGCUCAGGGCUGGCUAAGCUAUCUUGCCAAGCUGAAGACGCUCAGUCCCCAGCUGGUGCCGCUUCUGCAAAGAUUUUUGUCCAUCGGCUGCCCGCAGUAUCAGACAUGGCUCCAUUGGAGGUCAUGGCUCGUCAAGGAAAAGGCUGAGGAAACGACUCCAGCAAGUGAGGAUCCCAUAAUGACCAUGGUUCGAGAAGGAUGUGUCGCUGUUGUUCAGCAUUUCCUCCCGUCUCCAUCAACCCAUUUUGUUCCCUGGAAGGCCAAACUUGAGAGUUGGAUCCAGGGCACGCCAUUUAUGAGGGAACAGCAUUCCGGUGGCCAGCUUGCAAGACAAUGGCCCAAUAUCACGGGUGUGCAUGGCCACACCCUCCUGAUGGCAGCAGCACUUAGUGGAAGCCGUGCCAUGGUUGAGCACGUUCUGCAGUGGAAUGUUGAGACAACCGCGCGAGACGAAGGUGGCAGGACAGCUCUCUUGCUCUGUCUCACUUCGGACAGACUGAUGAGGCCUAGAGCUCAAGCUGAAAGGGAAAAUGUGUACGGUAUUGUGGAAACCCUAUUGCUCAAUGGCAAUAGCCCAAACAUAAGUGACUAUCACGGUAUCACACCUUUGCACGUAGCUUGCGUGCGGGGCAAAUUGGAUCUCGUCCGGCUUCUGCUCAGGUUUCAUGCCUUGGUCAACGUUACGGAUUCGUGGGGCUAUACGCCUCUUGAAAGGGCGUACACUACCAAUAACGUUGCCUUAGUGGAGAUGCUGCUCAUCAGAGGUGGUGCUGAUGCAGAAGCGUGGAUGCUGGGCGGAGAGCCACCGCUGGCCAGGUGCAUAUUUGACGGAAAGCUUGACAUGUUCAAGGCCUUUCUCCCAUUUGCGGACAUUAACCAGGCUACCAUGCUCGGAUUCGCACCCAUCCAUCUGGCUAGCGAUGGAGCUGAGAGGAUAGAGUUUCUUCGGGCUUUGCUUCCCAGGCCUGGCCUGAAUCUGGACGCUGUCAGCUCACUGACCGAACGUUUCAAGGUCAAACGCACCACGGCCCUUGGAUAUGCCAUCAACAGCCAUAAUCAUACAGCGCUAGAAUGGCUACUGGAAGCUGGAGCAUACCCGGGGCUUCUUCCAGAGGUCAGCGCGCCACCGCUUCACGAUGCCGUUGCCGCUCAAGAUCGAUCCAUGGUGGAGCUGUUGUUAUUCUAUGGGGCGCCUGUGAACGACUUCAAGCGUCACUAUUUCCCCUUUACCGCGUUGGGCCAUGCUGUGGACUUAGGCCAUGAACCCAUCGUGGAGUUACUCCUUCGAAAUGGUGCAGAUGCGUCUACGGAAGAAGGCUACGGCGUCACCGCUCUGAUCGAGACAGCGGUAACGAGGGAGGGUCCUCCUAUUCCUAAGAUUAUACGGCGGCUGCUGGAGUCACGCCAUCCUCCGGACGUCAACUACAUCAGAGACGGCGAAGACCACUGCAUUAUAGGGGCCGUGGAUCAAGGAGAUGUUGAAACUGUGUCCCUUCUCCUAGAACACGGAGCGGACAUGAGCAUCUAUCCUGAGUCUGGCAAGAGAUUAUCGCCCCUUCACAAGGCUGCCGGACAAGGCUAUGUUGAAAUAUGCGAUAUUCUGCUGAAGCACGAGCCCCGGCUUCUGGAUCUCCAACUCGAGAAGGGAUUCAUGACCGAAUCCCCCUUAUUUGAGGCAUGCCACCAGAAACAGAAAGCUACCGUCCGCUUUCUCUUGGAUAAGGGAGCCAAAGCAGACCAGGUCAGCUACUAUUACAAGGAAUCCCCAUUGUUCACGGCUUGUGAUGUGGAGGAUUUGGACGUUGUCAAGAUGCUCUUGGAAGCAACGCCUCACAUGAUCAAUGUCCCUACGGCUUUUGACUGCACUCCCCUUGCAUAUGCUUGUGCCCAUGGAAACCUGGAAAUGGUCAAGCUGCUGAUUGAAGCCGGGGCAGAAAUCUAUCACGACAAGGACUCGGACACUACAAGCGCCUUCAGUCGGAUCUUUGAAGCCAAGGGGGACAAGCCUUUCAAGACCCUCCAGCUAUUACUGAGCAGUGGCCUGGACAUCCACGCCGUUGACAACGAGACUGGUCUCACCGUUCUCGGCUUGGCUAUAGUAGAUGCCGAAGCGAGACACGUCAGAUGGCUUCUUGAACACGGUGCUGAUCCGCUACGUGCCCAGAGAGGUCCUGGGGCUAAGGGAAAGUGGCGAACCGCCCUUCAGGUGGCUACUCAUACGAGCAACAAGAACAUCAUGGCGAUUGUAGACUUGCUGCUGGAGCCGCGCUGGGGUCUAUGGGAUCACUUGGCUCACAAGGACUAUCAUGGAGGCGCUCUGUUGCCUGUAAUGGCUCGAUCACGCAAGAAUCUGCAAAUCACAUCCCGCUUAGUGUCCGCAUGCGAUACCAUCUUGCAGGAGACGGGAAAGGAUGUCUUCUCCGCCAUUGUGGACGAACCAAAUUUCAUUGGCCUCACUCCUGUCGACUGCGCCAUGAACGAACUGGAAGCAAAACCCACGGCAUUACCCGAGCUCGACAAGGUCAUCGUCUCUCGCAUCGAUGAGCUCCUCGCCGGGCCUCGGACCACAGAGAAACAUCUCCUCUUGCUGGACUACCUCGUCUGUCUCCUUUUUGCGCGCGGAGGAUACGAGACUGAUACAGCAGUUCUGGCCGAGUACAUUCUUACGAGGCCUCAGGUACGGUGGGACCAUGACGGCUGUUACAUGGGAUCAGUGGCCCUGCAGACGUGCUUUGUCUGCGACAAGUCCAUCUACGAUCCCUACUUCUAUUGCAUUCUCUGCGAAAACUCGUGGUGCGCGGACUGUAAGAGCAAGCAGGACAUGAUUAGCCUGCACGAGCACAAGUGGUUCCCCAUGGAUCUUCGCAAGGACCUCGAUAUCAACGCGCCAGACAUUCAAGAGAUUCUGGCAAAACUGCGCAGGGUGCUCACUCCCACAACAAUCCUCGAAAAUCAUAGCGAGAACUCUCAGCCAAACGAUCAACCGUCAAGCGAAACAAGCUCCUCCAUCAGCAACGAGACGAACGAGGAACAGCCCUUCUCCCACCUCGCACAAGCCCAAAUCUCCCUCCCGCUCGCCACCCUGCACGCCUUCAACUUCCUAGCCAUCAGCAGACCCAUCUGGACGCCCUUCUUCCCUCUCUCCCCGGCAGUCCAAGCCCUCAUCGACCCCUGGCUCGCUCAGUGGUCCAAGCAAGGAGAAUACCGCCGCUGGAAGGGCUUCGUGGAAAGGAGGACCCUGGACUACGAGAACUCCGCAUGGAGACGCUUCCAGGAAAUGCAGUACCUAAAGAGAGGGUUCACUAGGGCGUAUACAGAUGUCGAGAGCGUGAAACGCGAUUUUGUGCUCUCUGAUGUUCGCCGAUUGUUCAGUAUCGGCGAGGACGAGGGUGGGGUUGAUGUGAGGUCUGCGGUGCCAAGGGAUCGGUUGGUCAAGGUGGUUGGGAGGAGGGCAUCUUGA